GUGAAGAUUACAAAUCUUAUUUCAAUUUUAAAGUCCACUUUGACUCCACUUAUCGCUUCUCGUCGCGAAGACAUCUGUAGCUUCGCCUUCCGUGCAGACCAUCAUUACCAAAGUCUGGAAUAUUAACCUGGACUUCCUCUAGUCCCUUCGGUCUUCUCUCGGUUAUUCCGCAGAAAUUGUUGAACUGUUGUUUCGAGGAAAUUGGAAGAACCCAAGUGCACCUUAUCAUGCCUGCAGGGCGGCUUUAUUGCACGUCUUGUACGACUCCGUACAAUCUUACCAAUAUCACCUCAAAAUAUGGGUCUAGCAAAUUCUCCGAGCUGCCUGCUGGCCUUACCCGUCUUCUCCAGACCAAUGAACCGCCGCCCUAUCAAGACCUUCUCUCUCAUCGAACAUCCCUAAAACUCGUUCAUGACGUACUCUCUGAUAUCGAUGACUUGAAGGCAUGGCGUGAGCGUAUCGUGCUGAGAGAACAGCAGUAUCAGUCGCUCUUAUCCCCAGCCCGACGUUUGCCAAACGAAAUUCUGCGAGAAAUUUUCCUGUGCACCAAAGAGAUCGCAGGGGAAUAUGAUCUCUUCGAUACAUCGGUAGGUCCAUGGGUCCUAGGGGCGGUAUGCCAGUCAUGGAGAUAUGUUUCAACGACAAAGUGCCCUGAGAUUUGGACCGGUUUCGGGAUUACCGUGUGGGGGCUUCAUAAGAGAGAACCCAGGGCCCCUGUCUCUCUCCUUAAGACUGCCAUUGGGCGUACAGGCAAUAAGGACAUUGACUUUUCAUUCGAUUGCAUUUUGGUAGAGACAUGCAAUAGCAAUGUCUCCAGACUAUUCUUCGAAGUCCUACAAGAAUCACCACGUUGGGCAGUCGUGAGACUCUUUCUGCACAAGAAGCUCUUAUCGCCCCUCCGACAGGUUGUAGAGCCAUUUUCCCGCCUAUCAGCGCUCGCCUUUGGAAUUAAAAAUCUGGCCCCCAUCGAUAACGUGAAUCUUGAUGUAUUCGAGGACUGUCCUAAUCUCAGCGUUGUUCAUCUUCUCAGCUCUCCCUGCCCUACCCGUCUUUCGAUCCCAUACUCCCAGCUUACGUCUUUUAGCGAUAUCGUGACAAAGGGCACUGAGACUCUCCACGCGCAUUAUCUUGACAUCAUUCGUCAAUCGCCUCAUCUCCGAACGAUAUCGCUGCCGUAUAGCAUCCCCCCCACGCAUCCGUUUGCAACCCCUGCCGAAGACACCCGUAUCAUUCACAAUUCCAUUCAAGAGCUUUCCAUUGCAGAGAAUCUUCUGUUCGUUGCCUUGCAGCUCCCCCAGCUCACAAUAUUACACGUAGGCACGAGCACUUUUUUUAACCGAGACGGAGGUACGACCCUCACCAAUAUAGCUGGAAUGCUGGAGGCGUCAAAAUGCUCACUUACGGAGCUAUCCCUGACGAACAUACCAAUAACGCAUAAUAUUCUUGCCAUUCUGCAACUCUCACCUCUCCUCUCCACGUUGAAGUUCUUGUUCACUGAUUGGUGUCAGUCAUCGGUAGCGGCCCGCCUGAAGUUGGACGAUCUUUUGAUUAAGCUAGCUCUGUACACGCAUGGGAGCGGGUACAAUUUUGUUCCGCAGUUGGAGACUUUUGACGUUUCCAUUUGCGAAGAGCAUGAUUUACAUGUUGGUUUCAUCUCGCCGAAGCUCGUGGACAUGGUCUUGUCCAGAUGCUUAAAGCAUGAUGCAUCGCCACUAAAGGGGGUGAACGUUAAUAUCAGUGUGCCAAAGCUCGAUGAGGAGUUAUGGUACAUGAAUACAGAUCGGAUGCAGGAGCUGAGAGAAUGCGGAGAAAGGGGGGUUACCAUCGACCUUGCGGUCCAGGAUAACGAAAAGCAGGUAUGGAAAUAUGUCUGAGUACCUAGUAUACAGAGCGGGUCUUAUUCGUCCUAUAUUCAUGCCAGUCUUACGGCCUUAUGCCUCUAUCAAUCACACAGUUCUAGCUUUGCGG
Molecule: messenger RNA, 1968 nt
Organism: Desarmillaria tabescens
Lineage: Eukaryota; Fungi; Basidiomycota; Agaricomycetes; Agaricales; Physalacriaceae
Exons: 4
Coding region: 228-1874 (548 amino acids)
Source: RefSeq, a predicted model, not a curated record